UGUGAUCCCAACGGGAAAUGUGAAUGCCUUGAUGGAUUUGCUGGGGAGUUUUGUCUUCGAAAAUGUGAUGAAGGCAAAUUUGGUGCAAAUUGUAAAUUCGAAUGUAACUGUAAAAAUGGAGCCACCUGUGAUGCCGUCAACGGUCGAUGUAUCUGUGCAGCUGGAUUCACUGGACCUACCUGCGAUGACCGUUGCCCACUAGGUUUCUUCGGCAAGAACUGUUCGAAACUAUGCGAUUGUCUGAACAACAACAAAUGCGACUCGGUGACAGGAAAAUGUCUUUGUGUUGGGUGGAUGGGAGAGAAAUGCGAACGAGGAUGUCCGAGAGGCUAUUAUGGACCGAUGUGUUCCAAGAAAUGUGAGCUUUGUAAUGGCAUCUCAUGGACGGAUUCAAAUGCAGCAUGCGAUCCCGUGACUGGUGCCUGCAAAUGCGAACGAGGAUAUAAAGGUCCCGACUGUAAACAACGAGUUUGCGACGAGGAUAUGUAUGGACAAGACUGCUCAAAACAAUGCACAUGCAUCAUGGAGAAUACCGAAUCAUGUGCUCCAGACACCGGCUAUUGCCGAUGUAAACCUGGUUUUGCUGGAGAUUCAUGCGAACGCGUUUGUUCUAAACUAUUCUGGGGUCGAGACUGUGCGAACAAAUGCGAAUGCGACUACAACGUGACGUCGGAGUGUGAGCCAACAAGCGGUAGAUGCGUUUGUUUGCCAGGUCGAACGGGAGCAAAGUGCGCCGACGAUUGCCCGGACGGUCAUUUCGGUUUGGACUGCGCCUUCAAGUGCCAAUGUGGGGAGAAUGGUAUUUGCAACAAAAAGGAUGGAUCCUGCAAAUGCCGUAAUGGUAUGUGCCACUGA
This is a messenger RNA of Haemonchus placei, 855 nucleotides long. The record is from the annotation of a GenBank genome assembly. Lineage: Eukaryota; Metazoa; Nematoda; Chromadorea; Rhabditida; Trichostrongylidae.